AUGAACAAGAUCUGGAAGUUUUUCCGAGGAAGCAGGAGGGCUCUAGUGUUUAUAUUCGUCGCUUCUGUCAUUUGGCUGCUGUUUGACAUGGCAGCUCUCCGCCUUUCAUUCAGUGAGAUUAACACGAAGGUCCUGAAGGAAGACCUCAUCCGGAAAGGACGAGAACAAGUCAAAGUUUUGCGAGAGCGAGAGAAGAUGCCCUCCGGCAGCAGAAGGGAAACCAGGCGUCCCCUGAAAGGAUCCGAAAAGGGGAAAUGGGGCAGAGAGAACUUUAGGAAGAACGAGAACACGUUGUUGAAAGCUGAGGAUCAUGCAGACAAACUUCAGCAGGGACAGACAACGCAGACCACGCAGCAAGUCCCUGCAAAAGGAAACACAUUCCCUGUGUGGGGACCAGGGCAUCUGAAGAGCUUCCCCCAACCUUCCCUUCCCCUCAUGAAGAGAAGUAGGGAGAACUCUUCCAAAGUUAGUAGCUCAUCUGCUCCGAUGGAAAGAAAACAAAAUGUUUCCAGUAGGUCCCAGGAAAUUCCACUCUUAGGAAUAAAAGAAAUUUCAUUGGUAAAAUUAGCACAUGAAGUACCUUCCCAAGCCAACCAGGAGGUGCCUCUGAAGAAAAAUACAAUCAUGUCUGCAGCAUCUGAUGGGGUGAAUAAAUGGGGCUCCAAGAGGACUACUGCUUCUAAACCAGCUGACUCCAAACCAGAGGCACCUAGAGAGCAAAUAGGUAGGAAAUUCCACCUUGACCCAACAGUGCCAAAAUCUGGAGAAACCAUAGCAUUAAACAGAAGUGAGACUCAGGCCAAAGAAAUAAAUGGGAAUAAGGAUCAAUUAGACAGGAACUUUUCCCUGCCCAAAUUCACUGGCAACAUAGAUCACAUAAAAACCCAAUUUGUAAAUGAAACAAGAUUGGAAGGGCUGCCAAUGAAUGAUGGGACUAAAGUGGAGGUUGGGAAGAAAUUCAAUUUCUCUGAAAGCCAUGUUGUAAUUAUCACCAAAGAGGAGAUGAAAAUGCAACCUAAAGAGGUUCCCAAUUCCAGAGACAAUCAAAUAGUUGUUUUUCCUAAGACAUUGGAUGAAAAUCAAGGAAAGCACAUUCUAAGGAACAGAAGUGAGACAUCUUUCCAUUCAGAUUCUUCUGAGAAAGUAAAUGUGUCUUCAACCAACCAAACCCUGACUGGAGGUUCAGAGUUAAGAUUCAGAAUAGCCAUGAAAAACCAAUCCAAGAUACAGAAUCAAACUGGAGAGAAAAUACAUUUACCUGAAGACCUUGGAAUGCAUCCAGUGCAGAACAUUGAUGUAACCCUUUCUCCAAGAGAUCCCAAAGCACCAGGCCAGUUUGGAAACCCUGUAGUAGUUCCCCUUGGAAAGGAGAAAGAGGUAAAAAGAAGAUGGAAAGAAGGAAACUUCAAUGUCUACCUUAGUGAUUUGAUCCCAUUAGACAGAGCCAUUGAUGAUACAAGGCCUACUGGGUGUGCAGGCCAACUGGUUCACAACAAUCUCCCCACCACUUCUGUCAUCAUGUGCUUUGUGGAUGAGGUAUGGUCCACUCUUCUUCGAUCCGUUCACAGUGUCCUCAAUCGCUCUCCUCCACACCUCAUUAAAGAGAUUCUCCUAGUGGAUGACUUCAGCACCAAAGUGAUAGUGUAUGAGUUUAAGGACUUCAGUGGGUUAGCUGAAAAUAAUUACAUGACAGUGGACAACUUUCAAAGAGGCAUCUUUGUGUGGCCUAUGAAUUUUAGUUGGAAAAAGAUUCCUCCUGAUGUCAUUAAACAAAAUAAAAUAAAGGAAACAGAUAUAAUAAGGUGUCCAGUCAUGGCUGGUGGAUUAUUUUCUAUUGAUAAAAAAUAUUUUUUUGAACUUGGAACAUAUGAUCCUGGCCUUGAGGUUUGGGGUGGCGAAAAUAUGGAGCUUUCAUUCAAGGUGUGGAUGUGUGGAGGAGAAAUUGAAAUCAUUCCCUGUUCCCGAGUGGGCCACAUCUUCAGGAAAGACAAUCCAUAUUCUUUCCCUGAAAAUCGGAUUAAAACCAUAGAGAGAAAUUUGAUUCGGGUGGCUGAAGUAUGGUUAGAUGAAUACAAAGAGAUUUUCUAUGGCCAUGGUCACCAUCUCUUGGACCAAAGUCUGAAUGUCGGAAAUCUCACUCAACAAAGAGAAUUGCGAAAAAAACUGGGGUGCAGAAGUUUCAAGUGGUACCUAGAGAAUGUCUUCCCAGACAUAGAAGCUCCUAUUGUGAAAGCCAGUGGGGUGAUAAUUAACGUGGCCUUGGGCAGAUGUAUUUCCCUUGAGAACAGUAUGGCUGUUCUGGAUGAAUGUGAUGGUGGUAGCAAGUCCCAACACUUCAACUACACUUGGCUAAAUCUUCUUAAACAGGGAGACAGGUGCUUAGCACCUGUCCCUAUUAUAGGAGACCUGAGCCUGUUCCCUUGUGAUAACAGAAACAACAAGCUGAGAUGGUUACACAAAUUGACGGGAGUCCUUCAUCCUGAACAAAUGGAUCACCUUAUACUUGAAUACUGGGAGCAGCUGAGGUGCCUGGAGGCAAGUCAUUCUGGGAAGACCCUGAAGGUGACUGCCUGUGAUUCCAUGAAUCCGUAUCAGAAAUGGAAAUUUGAAGAAUACUAUGUAGCCUGA
Molecule: messenger RNA, 2628 nt
Organism: Gracilinanus agilis (Agile Gracile Mouse Opossum)
Lineage: Eukaryota; Metazoa; Chordata; Mammalia; Didelphimorphia; Didelphidae
Gene: GALNT5
Product: polypeptide N-acetylgalactosaminyltransferase 5
Exons: 9
Coding region: 1-2628 (875 amino acids)
Cellular component (GO): Golgi apparatus
Source: RefSeq, a predicted model, not a curated record